AUACGGUUCUUGAAUGGAGAGAUUACUGCACAUGUGUCCCGUAGAAGAAUUUUUAAUUCACGGACUUCCCAUUAGGUGUCGCUCGCAGGACCAUUUUCAUCGAAUUUUUGUGAUCUUCUAUAAUUAUUGAUCCAUGUUUAAGCUCAGUUCCGGGUAUGUAAAAUAGAAACUCAGAAAUGUUUGCUGUUGGUGGAUGUGGAAUAUGUGGAUAAACAACUGACGAGGUUAAAAAAAUGGAAGUAACUCGAUCGAAUUUUCAGGAGGUCCUCUCAGAAUUGGACGAUGUUAUAAAAAAUGCAUCGUUUCUUGCAAUAGAUGGAGAAUUCACAGGACUCAAUUCAGGUCCUGAUGCUGGUGCCUUCGACAUACCUGCUCAGUACUAUACCAAAUUACGAGCAGGUUCAAUGGACUUUCUUCUUAUACAAGUUGGCCUGUCUGUUUUCACAUUUGAUAAACAUACAAACAAGUACAGUCAGCGAUCCUACAACUUUUAUGUUUUUCCACGACCCCUCAAUCACACAGCUCCAGAUUCGAGGUUCAUGUGUCAAGCAUCUUGUAUAGCAUUUCUGUCAGCACAAGACUUUGAUUUCAACAAACUAUUCAAAUUAGGCAUUCCUUAUCUGACGACAAGUGAAGAAGAGGUGCUAGUAAAACGAUUAGAAGAGAGGCAAAAAGCAAGGGAAGAAGUGCCAGAACUGAUUCCCAUUGCGGAAAAAGACAAACCUCAAAUCACAGAAAUUUGCUCGAGGAUAGAGAAAUUCAUAGCUUCUGAUGCAGAACAAAUGACGAUAGAGAAGUGUAAUGCAUACAUAAGGAAGCUAGUGCAUCAAGAAGUGAGAGUGAGAUGGCCGAACAAAUUGAGAGUGGAAAGUAAAAUUGAUUAUUUGGGGCACAGUCUUGUGGUGCAGAGAUCUGGGACCAAGAAAGAAGAAGAACAAAAGGAUGCAGAGAGGAGGGAGAGAGAAAAGAUGGAGAUCAAGGAAGCUGUUGGCUUGAGUAGUCUCUUGAGAAAGAUUGCUGACUCUGGGAAAUUGAUAGUCGGUCAUAAUAUGCUGUUGGAUAUCUGUCAUAUUGUACACAAGUUCUUCGGACAAUUACCAGAAAGUUACUUGGAAUUUAAGUCUCUUGUUCAUAGCUUGUUUCCUAGGAUUUUAGAUACAAAAGUGCUUUGUGAGUCGCCAGAGUUUAAAGAGAAUGUACCAUUAUCGAAUUUGAAUGUAUUAUUAGAAAGGGUUAGUAAAGCUCCAUUUGAAAUUCCUGAAAUAGAGUCUAUUGAGGGUAGGAGUUAUUCGACAUCAGUAGAGAAAUGCCACGAAGCUGGGUACGAUGCCUAUAUAACCGGAGUAUGCUUCAUUGCACUGUGCAAUUACUUAGGUCGUUUACAGAAACCGGAAGUGCCCAUAGUUCUUGCAGACUCACCUCUCUUGAAUCCAUUUUUAAACAAGCUUCUUAUAGCAAGAUUAAAAGAUUAUCCCUAUAUCAGCUUAGUGGAUAAAGAUCCGAAUCCAAGCAGGGAUCAUGUGUUCCAUUUAACAUUCCCGAAGGAGUGGAAGAUUAAUGACAUUAUUCAGUUGUUUAGCCCUUUUGGAGGAGUAUAUGUAUCAUGGUUGUCUGAUACAUCCGCAUAUGUAGCAUUGAACCGUCGAGAACAGGUCAUCUCGGCAACGAAAUGUUUAUUUAAAAAAAAACAUACACCAUACAAGAUACAAAAGUAUGUGGACCAUCAGGCAUCGUUUGAUGUGAACAACGACAGGGGAGAACGUAAAAGAAAACUAUCUUCCAUCGAGCCACUCGAAAAGAAACCCGAGGAGAUCUCGUCACCAGCUUCCGGCAGGAACCUGACCGAUGCCGACGACGGCUGGGAGGUGGCGAAAGGUAAGCGACGCCAGAAACGAAAAGAUCCGGCGGAUGGUGACAGCGGACGUUCUGCGAAGAAGAAACCAUUUUCUGAGGCAUCCUGGGACUAGCAAUCCUUCUGUCUUCUGACACAGUCCUGAGGAACGAUGAACAAAUUACUCAACAAGAAAACAGAACGGCAAUAUUUUAUUGUAUCGCUUUUUACUUUGUAAUCUUUUAGAAGCGCACGUAUUCCCAUACUACUUUCCUCAGCACGCUAAACUAUGACAAGUUUCAACCGUCGUGAAAUUUCGAACAAUUGGUAAGCUCAACUGGACAGUCAUAAAUAUCUUCGUUAUCAAAUGUUUAUCGUUAAAAUGGCAAUUCUUGUUUCGGACAAUUUCGAAAUUAAUUUUGAAUUCAAGAUCAAAUAUUAAACAAGAAUUAAAACACUUUGUUUUCCAUAUUUCUGAAUAAUUUCUGAAAUUUUCGAAGGUUCUUUAUCUGAAUUUUUCAAUUCUGCUUCAAAAAGAGUAUUCAAAUACUAAAGAAUUGCAUGAAAAUUAAACAAAACCUUGGUUUUAAUAUCUCUAAAAUUAUUUUUAAAAAAAUUUUAGAUAUCCUUCAGCUAAUUUUGAUAAUUUUGCUUCAAGGAGAGAUGAAGCGCUAGAAAAUUUAUUGUUAAUUUGUAGAAAAUCUUGUAUUUGUUUUACAUUUCUGAAUGAUUUACAAAAAUUGUAAAAAAUUGUUUAUUUAAAUUUUUUUAUUUUGCUACAAGCAGUAAAAAUACUUAUUGGCAAUUUUUAAAAUACUUCAAUUCUGUAUUUCUGGACAAAUCUAGCGUUAAAAUUUAUCAUAUUACAAUUUUACAACUGACAACAUUGAAAAUAUAUUUUAUAUGUGUGGUCAAUAAAUUUAUGUCGCAAGAUGUUUCAACAAUUUUUUAAAUAAUUUCUGAAAUAUUCGGAAGAAAUUUCAAUGUGAAUAGAAUUUUUAACCAACGACGACACUGGCACGUGUAGGUAGCAACAAUUUUAUUAACGUUCACAUGAAAUCGAAGGUAAAGUAAAGGAAAGGUGAAAUUUAUGUCUAACAUGGUGUUUCAUUUUUGAUUGAAUAAUUACAUGAUCAAUUUCAGUCGGCUUGCACGUCUCUGUAAAGAACGAAACCAAAAUCGUAGAAGUACAAAUGUGUCUCACUGCUAUUAAAUACUAUAGCUGCAGUUCUACGAUGUCUAACUGAAUAUUCUAACCUGGAAAGUUUAUAAACAUAUUUUUCCUACACGAUGGGCGAAGUCGUCCGCUGUCUCGAAUAUUGAUACAAUAAAAGACUUGCUGCCAAAAAAUUA
Molecule: messenger RNA, 3184 nt
Organism: Megalopta genalis
Lineage: Eukaryota; Metazoa; Arthropoda; Insecta; Hymenoptera; Halictidae
Source: RefSeq, a predicted model, not a curated record